Molecule: messenger RNA, 5094 nt
Organism: Thamnophis elegans (Western terrestrial garter snake)
Lineage: Eukaryota; Metazoa; Chordata; Lepidosauria; Squamata; Natricidae
Gene: JARID2
Product: jumonji and AT-rich interaction domain containing 2
Exons: 18
Coding region: 1292-5005 (1237 amino acids)
Biological process (GO): chromatin remodeling
Cellular component (GO): nucleus
Molecular function (GO): histone demethylase activity; DNA binding
Source: RefSeq, a predicted model, not a curated record
UGUAAGCCAUUUUGUCUAAGGCUGGCUUGCAACUUUCCCAGAGAGCAAGGACGAUUUUCUAAGCACGGCGCGAAGCUGCUCCUUUCUCUUCUUCUUCCUGCUGCUGCUGCUGCUGCUGCUGCAUGCGAGGUCGAGCCGCAGGCUAGCCCGCUCGCUCGCCCGCCUGCCUUUUGCCCUCAAAGAUAGCAAGGAGAUGUAGCCGGACGAAGCUGCGUUUGCUCGCCAGGCAAGGGGGGGGGAGGGCAAGGGAGGACAAUUAAAGAGCUUUGCAGACACAGAAAAGGAGAAGAGCUGGCGACAGAGCGUGUCGUGGACGCAGGGAUUGUCCUCAAAUUCUUUCGCCAGGAUUCCUCGCUGGGCUCCGGGAGCUGGACUUGGUGCCUCCGGCUGGGGCAGCCACCAGGAGUGCGUGUGCCGGGGCGAAAGGAGAUUAAGGCUGCCCUGGGUUCCUUAAAACUGCAGCUGCACCGGGAUCCUUUGGGUAGUAGCUGCGGAGAUGCAUAGAGAGUGAUCCCUCUCUCUCUCUUUUUGUUUUUUUGCGGCUGGUAUCACGUUAAGAAUUGAGGCUAAGCCCUAAGUCCUUCUCUACCCCCUUUCCUCCCACCCACCCACCCCCGCUCCGGUUUGUCUGCUUGCCUGCCUGUCUCUCUUCAUAACAUAAGAUUUUUAAGGAAUUGGGCCACUUAAAGUUGCUGCUGGAAAGCCGCCCUGAUUAGUUGUCUCUCUGUGUUUGUCUCGGUAUAUGUGUGUGUGUGGGAACUGAAGAAGAGGCGACUCGUACAAUCCAAUGUGUGCAGCCUUCGCUGCUGCUCGAGUUGUCUGCUGCAGCACUUGAAACGUGACUUCCAACAUUGCAAAAAAAAAAUUGCCCUUUUAAUCCUUUCUCCCAUCUUUUUUUCAAGAUGUAAACUACAUCUCGGACACUACAGGCCUACAGAUCGCUUUGGUGGCUUGAAAAAAGAGAAAACGGGGGGGGGACAACAAGGGUGUCUUUUUGUGUAUAGGGUGUAAAAUUUCCAUUAUGAAUGUUUCUCUAAAGUGAUUUUUUUUUUGUGGUGGUUUGCUUUGGAUUUGGCUUUUUUUUCUUCUGUUUGACCUCGCAACCCAACCUAUUUUGGAUUUAUUGCACGGAGACUUGCAUUGUGUGCGAAGAAAAUCGGAUUACAAGAAACCACUAUAAACAAGAAACAAACAAACAAACAAAAAAGGAUUCCCCCUCCCUCAAAAUUGGUUGCGGCUUUUAAUUCAUGAAGCAAUUGUCCCCAUUUGCAAUCAGAAUCCGGAUAUCAGAAUGAGCAAAGAAAGACCCAAGAGGAAUAUAAUUCAAAAGAAAUAUGACGAUAGUGAUGGAAUUCCAUGGUCAGAAGAGAGGGUGGUACGAAAAGUCCUUUAUUUAUCCCUAAAGGAAUUCAAGAAUGCACAGAAGAGGCAGCAUGAUGGCAUUAAUGGGAGUCUCAAAGGGGUAAAUGGACUCCUUGGUAAUGGCCCGUCUAAAGGAUUAAGGCCAGGGUCUGAACAGCUAGAGAAUGAGAAGGAUGAUGCAUCGCAAGUAUCCUCAACUUCCAAUGAUAUUAGUUCUUCAGAUUUUGAAGAAGGGCCCUCAAGGAAAAGGCCAAGGCUGCAAGCACAACGAAAGUUUGCUCAGUCUCAGCCCAACAGUCCCAGCACAACUCCAAUAAAGAUAGUUGAGCCAUUAUUGCCCCCUCCAGCAACACAGAUCUCUGACCUCUCCAAAAGGAAGCCUAAGACAGAAGAUUUCCUUACGUUUCUCUGCCUUCGAGGUUCUUCUGCCCUGCCCAGCAGCAUGGUAUACUUUGGAAGUUCUCAGGAUGAGGAGGAAGAGGAGGAAGAGGAGGAAGAAACUGAGGAUGCAAAAGUGACCACAAACAACGCUUCAUCUUCAUGCCAGUCUACUCCUAGGAAAGGGAAAACACAUAAACAAGUUCCUAAUGGAUAUGUCUUCAAUGGAUCCAGCAAAUCAGUGAGAGAGAGGGAACCUGUUCAAAAACACAAAGUCAAAGACACAGUGCCAGCAAAGGAACGAAGCAGUGAACACAGGUCUGAGAGUCGAAAAGACCAGGCUGCUGCUAAUCACCAUUCUUCAACAAACAUGGGCUUUUCCACAAAAGGGCUCACUGCUAAUAACCACCACACCCUUCAUCAAUCGGCUCAGGAUUUAAGGAAACAGGUUUCAAAGGUCAACGGUAUCACUCGAAUGUCAACUCUGAGUGCAAAUACAGCCAGUGCCAAAAAGAUGAGAGACGUCAGACCUUCACCGUCCAAAACUGUGAAGUACACUGCAACAGUGACUAAAGGAACUGUCACAUACACCAAAGCCAAGAAAGAACUGGUCAAGGAAACCAAACUAAAUCACCACAAACUCAGUACACCUGUCAACCACACAAUCUCAGGGAAAAUGGAAAGUAGCAAUGCAAAAACCCGUAAACAGGUGCUAUCCCUUGGAGCGGCCAAGCCUAACAAUACAGCUAUUAACGGUGUCAAGGUCAAUGGCAAGUUGAACCAAAAGACAUGCACUAAGGAGGUAGGGAGGCAGUUGAGGGAAGGGCUGCGCAACUCAAAAAGGAGGCUGGAGGAAGCAAACCAUAUAGACAAAAUACAGUCACCUGUCAAGAAAGUGAAGGGAGCCACCAACGUGGCCGAAACCCCAAGCAAAAAAGCGCCAUCCGUGGAAAGACCUUUGCUGAAUGGCCAUGUGAAAAAGCCCGGGAGUCAGGAAGUGCCACAGAAUAGUCUGGAAAGGAAUAGGCCGAAAAGAGCUGCUGCUGCUGGGAAGAACACGCCAGGGAAACAAGCACAUAGCAAAACAGAAAAUGCCUCCUGUGAACAUUAUUCUACCUCUCAAACAGAGUCCUUGCACAAGCCACAUGACUCAACAGGGAAGCACGAGAAAGGUAGCGUCAAGUCCGGGUGGGCCACGAUGGAAGAGAUUCCUAUUCUCAGGCCUUCCCCCAAGGAGUUCCAUGACCCAUUGAUAUACAUUGAGUCAGUCCGUGCUCAGGUUGAGAAGUAUGGGAUGUGCCGGGUAAUCCCUCCGCCUGACUGGAGGCCUGAGUGCAAGCUGAAUGAAGAGAUGCGGUUUGUGACCCAGAUCCAGCACAUUCACAAACUCAGCAGGCGCUGGGGGCCCAAUGUGCAGCGUCUGGCCUGUAUCAAGAAGCACCUCAAAUCUCAGGGCAUUACUAUGGAAGAGCUUCCACUCAUAGGAGGCUGUGAGCUAGACUUGGCCUGCUUUUUCCAGUUGAUCAAUGAAAUGGGGGGUAUGCAGCAGGUAACUGACCUCAAGAAAUGGAAUAAGCUGGCAGAUAUGCUGCGUAUCCCCAAAACUGCACAGGACAGGUUAGCAAAACUGCAGGAAGCCUAUUGCCAGUAUCUACUCUCCUAUGAUUCCCUCUCUGCUGAGGAGCACAAGAGACUGGAGAAAGAAGUUCUCCUUGAAAAGGAGAUUCUGGAAAAGCGGAGGGGUCCUUUGGAAGGACAUUCAGAUAACAACCAUGAAUUCCAGUCUCUGCCCCGCUACGAGCCCAAAAACGGACUCAUCAAUGGCGUUGUUCAUAAAAAUGGCUUCCGGAACAAAGCAAAAGAAGUUGAGGUCCCUCAAAAAACAGGUAGGCGGCGACUCUUCUCUCAGGAAAAGGAGACCACAAUGGAAGAAGAAGAAGAGGUUGGUGUUCUUUGUGACCUCCACAAGUGUAUAUACAAGGGAAGGUCUGUUUCUUUAACAACUUUUUACCGAAUAGCAAGAAACGUCAUGAGUAUGUGCUUCAGUAAAGACCCCACAGCAGCAGAAAUAGAGCAAGAAUACUGGAGAUUAGUAGAACAGAAGGACUGCCAUGUAGCAGUGCACUGUGGAAAAGUGGACACUAAUACCCAUGGCAGUGGCUUCCCUGUGGGAAAAUCGGAACCUUUUUCAAGGCAUGGAUGGAACCUGACAGUCCUUCCUAAUAACACAGGAUCCAUCCUGCGACAUCUUGGUGCUGUGCCUGGAGUGACAAUUCCUUGGCUAAACAUUGGCAUGGUCUUUUCUACCUCAUGCUGGUCUCGAGACCAAAAUCACCUUCCAUAUAUUGACUACUUACACACUGGUGCUGACUGCAUUUGGUAUUGCAUUCCUGCUGCAGAGGAGAAAAAACUUGACAAAGUGGUACAUACCCUGUUGCAAGCCAAUGGCACUCCAGGACUGGAAAUGCUUGAAAGUAACGUCAUGAUCGCCCCAGAGAUAUUGUGCAAAGAGGGGAUCAAGGUGCACCGUACUGUACAACAGAGCGGGCAGUUCGUUGUCUGCUUCCCGGGAUCUUUUGUGUCAAAAGUAUGCUGCGGUUACAAUGUCUCUGAAACUGUGCACUUUGCUACCACCCAGUGGACAAGCAUGGGUUUUAAAACUGCCAAGGAAAUGAAGAGGCGACAUAUACCCAAGCCAUUUUCAAUGGAAAAGCUGCUGUAUCAAAUUGCGACAGCUGAAGCCAAGAAAGAAAAUGGUUCUGCUCUGAGUACAAUAUCGGCCCUUCUGAGAGAGCUCAGGGACACAGAAUUGAGGCAGCGGCGGCAGCUAUAUGAGGCCGGUCUCCAUUCUUCAGCUCGCUAUGGGAGCCAUGACAACAGCAGCUUGGGAGUGGACGGGAAGAAAAAGCCUCGAAAGUGGCAGUUAGAGACAUCCGAAAGAAGGUGUCAGAUAUGCCAGCAUCUCUGUUACUUAUCCAUGGUUGUACAGGAAAAUGAAAAUGUUGUCUUCUGCCUCGAAUGCGCCCUGCGGCAUGUAGAAAAACAGAAGUCUUGUCGUGGAUUGAAACUAAUGUACCGUUAUGAUGAGGAACAAAUCAUCAGCUUAGUCAAUCAAAUUUGUGGCAAAGUAUCUGGCAAGAACGGCACCAUUGAGAUCUGUAUCAGCAAGCCUACACCAAAAAGAGGCCCGCGCAAGAGAGCAACCCUUGACGUGCCAUCAUCAAGACUUUCAUCCUCCAGUUCAUCCAAAAGUGCUUCAAGUUAAUCAUGAAGAUGCCAACACUCUCUCUCAUUUUGGUCGAUUUUAUAUAUAUUUUUUGUAAUUAUAUCAUAGUUUGGAGUAUUGCUGUAGAU